AAGGCUGAUUGUAGUCUUCUGUAUGUUCAUAAAUCUCUGUCCAGCCAAUAGGAAGGCUGCUGUUAAUCCCAGCUCGGUAAAAAGCCACUGUGAGAGCAGAGGCGGCUGUAAUCUGAGGAGACAGUCAGUGGAGACACAGAGACAGACAGAGAGGGACUGCAACUUUCUGUUUUGGACAUGUCUGAUAUUCCACAAAACUUUCCCAUCACUUUAUUGCAUUUUGGAGCUUUGUGAGAGCCCGAAGAGGAGCCGCAGUUUGUGUUUCCCACUUCAGCCACACUCACCCGAUCAUCACCGGCUCGUGUGGAGGAUUGUGUCCGUUAUAGCCUUCACACUCCGGACAUCCCGUUCAGUCCGGUCGUCAUGUCCUCCGGUGAUGCCUCGGAGCAGAGUCGGCGGUUCAGCGUGCUCACUUGGGAUCAGGUGCGGCGUUUGGACUCCAUCCUGGGGGAGAGCGUCCCGAUCCACGGCCGCGGAAACUUCCCCACACUGUCCGUGCAGCCCCGGCAGAUCGUCCAGGUGGUCAGGGCCCGACUGGAGGAGCGGGGCGUGUCAGUAUGUGAUGUCAAGCUGAAUGGCUCAGCUGCCAGCCAUGUGCUUCACGAGGACAAUGGCCUUGGCUACAAAGACCUGGACCUGAUCUUUGGCCUGAGGCUGACUGAUGACAAAACCUUCCGGGUGGUGAAGGACGUGGUGCUGGACUGCCUGGUGGACUUCUUGCCUGAAGGGGUGUGCAGAGAGCGGAUCACAGCCCUCGCCCUGAAGGAAGCGUACAUACAGAAACUGGUGAAAGUUUGCAAUGACACGGAUCGCUGGAGCCUCAUCUCGCUGUCCAAUAACACCGGCAAGAACGUGGAACUGAAGUUUGUGGACUCCCUGAGAAGGCAGUUUGAGUUUAGCGUUGAUUCCUUCCAGAUCACCCUGGACUCACUGCUGCUCUUUGACCGCUGCUCGGAGACGGCCAUGUCCGAGACUUUCCACCCUACGGUGCAAGGGGAGAGCAUGUACGGUGACUUUGAGGAAGCUCUUGGUCACCUUCGCUCCAGGACUAUUGCCACCCGCAGUCCAGAAGAGAUCCGUGGCGGUGGGCUGCUCAAAUACUGCCACCUGCUAGCACGCGGCUUCCGGCCAUCCUCUGAGACUCAGAUGAAGCAGAUGCAGCGCUACAUGUGCUCACGAUUCUUCAUCGACUUCCCAGACAUAAGCUUGCAGCAGAGGAAACUGGAGGCGUAUCUGCAGAACCACUUCGUGGGCAUGGAGCACAAGCGCUACGAGUGCCUGGUGACGCUGAGGCGAGUGGUGGACGAGAGCACCGUCUGUCUGAUGGGCCACGAGCGCAGACAGACGCUGGCACUUAUUUCCGCUCUGGCAUUGCGCGUAAUGGCCGAACAGAAUGCUAUCCCUGCUCUGUCCAACAUCACCUGCUACUACCAGCCCGCUCCCUAUGUCAGAGACGUCAACUUCAGUAAUUAUUACAUUGCACAAGUUCAGUCACCCAUGGCGACAUGCAACUCUUACCAAACGUGGCUGCCUUGCAGUUGAGCAUUGACUUAUAGGAUGUGAGGAGAGCUUUUUGUUUCAAUUUUUACAUUGAUGUAAACUGAGCUAUUGUUUCAGUGCUCAGUACCUCUGUAGCAAUGUGGCUUUUUUGGUUUGGGGCCCAUCAUGGACAAAAAGGAAAUGUAUAUUUUUUGCCAAAUCUUAUAUCAAAACCAUUCCACUAAGUUAUAUUGAAUAAUACUGCUGUAAAAAAAAAUUAUAUAUAAUUCGAGCCAUUCUAAUUGACCGAUCCGAAGUCCCACCCUCCUUAGUUACUGUUCCUAGGUCAGACAUACUUGACAAAAACAGACAUGAUGACGCUUGUUCCAUUUAAACGGGUGCUACAGUGUUAGUAUUUGUGUGUCAGGCAAUAUAGCUUCAAGAAGCCUACCGGAAGGACGACAGUGCCUUCCCUAUUGGGAUCCUAGACAUCAGGUAUACCAAAAUAAAUAACACCAAAAGGCUGACACCCUCUGGUAUGGCCGCUUUGCUCUUCAGAGUGUCAAUGGUCAGACAAAUGCUGCUGUUAUUUUUUUAUACAAAAUGUCCACCAAAUUAGGGCUGGGCGAUAUGGACCAAAAGUCAUAUCCUGAUAUAUUUAGGCUGAAUAUCAAUAUACGAUA
Molecule: messenger RNA, 2162 nt
Organism: Centropristis striata (black sea bass)
Lineage: Eukaryota; Metazoa; Chordata; Actinopteri; Perciformes; Serranidae
Gene: tent5bb
Product: terminal nucleotidyltransferase 5Bb
Exons: 2
Coding region: 364-1542 (392 amino acids)
Biological process (GO): mRNA stabilization
Molecular function (GO): poly(A) RNA polymerase activity; RNA binding
Source: RefSeq, a predicted model, not a curated record